AGGAGAUGCGCGCCCGCUAGAGGUGGCAUUAUUCUACACACAGAGUCAAACAACAGUUUACGAUAACGUUACAACAUUUAACAUGCAUUUAAAUUCUUCUCGAAGAAAUUAAAGGUGGUUGUCCCUGUAGUAACUUGUGCAGCAGUGAUGGCUGUAUAUGUCCACAACAAAGGUAUACCGUGGGAGGUCCAGCAGAAUGGCACCCUGGCACCAGUGGACCAUCUCCGCAACGAGAGGUCUGAAAGCCCCACUCCAGGCCUGGUGGUGGGCACAGAACCAGGUGCUGGCCAGGAGAGUGCCAUGUUUGUUCACGCACAGUCCUUUGAGGACCUGACUGCUGACAGUGAGCCGACUACUGAGCCAGAACCAGAAGGAGAGACUGUGCUUGGAGAGUCAGCAGAGGAGGAGGCUCUAUGUCUGGGAGCUGAGCAGGAGACCCAGGAGGAACAGCAGCCGGAGGUGGAGGUAGAGGAGGAGCGCCCAGAAAACAGGAGUAAGGAAGAGGAUGUGUGCAGUGAGGUCUGGCGUAGCCACAGGAAGCAUGUGUUUGUACUGAGCGAGGCAGGCAAGCCCAUCUACACCCGCUACGGCACAGAGGAAGCCCUCUCCAGCACCAUGGGGGUCAUGAUGGCACUGGUCUCUGUUGUGGAGGCAGAUAAGAAUAUCAUCCGCUCCAUUCACGCAGACGGUUACAAAGUGGUGUUUCUUCGCAAAACUCCUCUGGUCCUGGUGGGCGUAUCCCAGACCUGUCAGUCAGACAGAGAGCUGACGCGUGAGCUGCAGUACAUCUACUACCAGAUUGUCAGCCUGCUCACCCUCACCCAGCUCAACCACAUCUUCCAGCACAAGCAGAACUACGACCUGCGGCGCCUACUGGCAGGCUCCGAGCACCUCACUGACAACCUGCUGCGUCUGCUGGACCGCGACCCGGGCCUGCUCCUCAGUGCUGUCACCUGCCUCCCCCUGGCCAGCUCCACCCGCGACCUGGUCUCCUCCAGCCUUCAGGCCGCCAAGGCCAAGAGCUUGGUCUUCUCCAUCCUCCUGGCUGGGGACCGUCUGGUCACCCUGGUGCGCAAGAAGGACCAGUACCUGCACCACAUGGACCUGCACCUGCUCUUCAACCUGGUGGGCUCCUCGUCAUCUUUCCGCGAGGGUGAAGGCUGGACGCCCAUCUGCCUCCCUAAAUUCAACACUGCUGGCUUCUUCCACGCCCACAUCUCCUACCUGGAGCCUGCCUCUGACCUCUGCCUCAUCCUGGUGUCCACCGACCGGGAAGACUUCUUUAACCUGUCUGAUUGCAAGCGCCGCUUCCUGGAGCGGCUGAGCCGACGCACUGCCUACCAGUCCCUGAAGGAGGCGCUGAAGUGCCCCAGCUACUCUGUCACCCAAGUCGGCAUCCCAGAGCUCAGGCACUUUCUGUACAAGUCCAAGAGCUCAGGGCUCUACACUAGCCCUGAGCUACCCUUGCCAUACCAAUCUUUAGAGGAGCAGGAGAGGCUGAUGGGAUUGUACCAGUACCUCCACAGCCGCUUGCACCAACCGACACGUCCCCUGCGCUCCAUCUACCGCUGUGGAGAGACUGAGAACUUGCUGGCCUGGGUGACCAGUGGCUUUGAGCUCUACCUCUGUUUCAGUCCUCUUGGGACCAAGGCCAUGGCCGUGGCUGCUGUUAAUAAGCUGCUGAAGUGGAUCAGGAGGGAGGAGGACCGCCUCUUCAUCCUUAGUCCUAUGACAUACUGAGCCCCCAUCUGACCUAGCUACAGUUCCAAGAAGCCCUGGCCCUCUAAACCGGCCUCAUGACGUUGAAGUCUGAUGGACACUAUUGGAGGCCAUGGAUAUAAUGCCAACAAACCAUCAUACAUCACUGUUGUGCAUAUGCAGUCUGUGUUUCCUCUUUGCAGACCCUUCAGUCUAUGGUCAUCAGGGGGUCCAAUGAGAUCAUCACAAUGAGGGUACAGCUAUGUUUUAUCAAACAUAAGUUUUUUAUUUUAAUUGUUUGCUUCAACUACGGUGAUUGCCCUAUGGGAAUUGAGAGUUACGCAGCAGACAUUUCAAUUAAUAACAAUAACAUCUGUGAUGCUGUCCGUGUUGCUAUAAGAUUAUUUUAAACUCACUGUAUGGAAUCACUACCUGGACAUGAGGAAUGCUGUGUGUUGUUUUAGCAGUAACCUACAAACAUAGCCAAUAGAGACUGACCAUCUUGAAAAGGAACAACAUUUGUUUUUAUCUAACUCUAGUAUGCGCUUGAGGGGCUGUUUUAUGUUUACCAAGAUGCUCUUGCUUGGCUAGGGGAUGCAUGUCAAGGGCAACGGUUAACUUUCUGGGGAAAGCACAUUCCUGUGACUUAAUAGAGUCAAUAUUGUCAAUAGUCCCUUAUCGUUAGCCCAAUAAUUGAUGAAACCAAAAAAAGAUUAAUCUCACUUAAUGACUGUAAUGCAGUUAGCCCCAUGCUUUCUACUUAGGCACAAAUCCGCUUACUUAAAUAUACUUAUUAAUUUCAUUAUUUUGUUUGUCUGCAUACUGCAAGAGUAAUGUGAAAAUUCUACCAUGAUUACUGUUGUUUCUCUAAAUAUUAUUUUGAAAGUUUUUUUAAUGUUAAUUUGUGUCUUCAUUUUUUGCUUGGAUUAAUGUUUUGAUCAUGGAUUUUUACCGUCAAAGAUGAUGUAAUUGGAAAAGUAUCUUUAUUUUAAGAUGGGAAUCUCUGAGUUGUCUGUAUUAAUAUGAUUUUUGUUAUCUCACAAAUUA
Salmo salar (Atlantic salmon) is the source of this 2745-nucleotide messenger RNA. RefSeq names its product protein SAND-like. Gene Ontology annotation, cellular component: Mon1-Ccz1 complex. Gene Ontology annotation, biological process: protein targeting to vacuole; vesicle-mediated transport. Lineage: Eukaryota; Metazoa; Chordata; Actinopteri; Salmoniformes; Salmonidae. The record is from RefSeq and is a predicted model, not a curated record.